AUGCCUGCAAUCAACUGGUACCACGUACGCACGCAGAACAACCCAGCUGAUCUAAUAUCUCGAGGUGCACUGCCUGCCACUCUACAAGGAAAUUCGCUUUGGUGGCACGGAGCAGACUGGGAACAUUCUUCGCCUUCAUACGAGGUGGACUCGACGCAUAGAAACCACAUCGAUCGGGAGCGGAAAUCUAUAGCAGUAAGUCUUCUUACAAUCUACGAAAACUCAUUUCUGGAUGGCAUGCUGAAUCAUUAUUAUCCUAACAAACAAAUGCUUCUUCGAGUCACCGCUCGCCUCCUUCGGUUCGCUCAUCGUGGUCACGAGCGCUUGUCAGCCGCUGAGUUAAAUAAGGCUUUGAUGAUCUAUGUUCGAUACACACAACACAAAUAUUUCUCGAAUGACAUUCAACGAUUGAAGGAUGGUAAAACCGUUGCAACUGGAAGCUCCAUCUACCAGUUAGAUCCCCACUUAGAUGCAGAUGGACUCCUCAGGGUGGGCGGUCGGCUCCGGUUAUCGAAGUUGAAUUACAACACCAAGCAUCAGCUGCUACUUCCGCACCAUUCGAUUUUAACCUCAUUAAUUCUACAUGAUGAGCACAUCAAUAAUCUUCAUUGCGGACCACAAACACUCUUAGCAGUUUCUCGUCAGCGUUUCUGGAUUCCUUAUGGAACGAGUGCUGCCCGUAAAAUCUACCGGCAGUGCAUUACUUGCGCUCGUGUUAGACCUCCUCCUUCACGACAGCAAAUGGGACAGCUUCCCGCCGAUCGCUUAGAACCGCAGCCACCGUUUGCCAUAGUUGGCAUUGAUUAUGCUGGGCCAAUCAACAUUACUAGCCGCAAAUCGAGGGGAACUAGCGCCAGCAAAGACUACAUUGCCCUUUUCGUUUGUUUUGUCACAAAGGCUGUGGCACUAGAGGCGGUAUCUGACCUUAUCACGGGUACAUUUCUUGCUGCAUUCACCAGAUUUUCCAGUCGGUACGGACUACCGGCACGAGUCUACAGUGACAACGCUACAAAUUUUCGGGCUGCGGCUAAGCAGCUAAGGGAACUCAACACCUUGGUUAACUCUACUGAAUACAAAACGACCGUAGCAGAUUUCCUCGCAGACAAGGGUGUGGAAUGGAGCUUCAUACCUCCUUGCUCCCCUCAUCAUGGCGGCUUGUGGGAGGCCGGGAUAAAGGUUGCAAAACAGUUACUGUCAAAAAUAUCAGGUAAUUUCAUCUACACAUAUGAAGAACUUUCCACUCUGCUAGCGCAGGUUGCCGCCUGCAUGAACUCUCGGCCUAUCGCCUCAAUUUCGAACAACCCAAACGAUCCGCAGCCGUUGACUUCCGCGCAUUUCUUAAUCGGUCGACCGUUGACAACAGCGCCUGAUAUCAAUCAACUAGAACGACAUAUCACUUCGAUGACGCGAUGGCAAUUCGUUCAGCUGAAGGCACAGGAAUUUCGUGAGCGUUGGCAAAGGGAAUACGUGCGGUCACUUCAGUUAUUCACUAAAUGGCAGCAAUCAGCAAACAAUAUGAAGGUCGGCGAUUUCGUGCUCAUAGUUGGAGAAAAUGAAAAACCGAAACAGUGGCUGCUUGGACGGAUUGUGCAGACGCAUCCUGGCCCAGAUGGAUUGGUGAGGGUUGUGACCGUGAAAACUUACCACGGAGUGACUCAAAGAGAUAUCAGACGACUUAGAGUGGUGCCACUAGACAGUGAUGAAUUUGUACCUGGUCGCUUAGGCAAUGAAAUUCCGGACCGGAAUUUGGUGGGCGGCUUAUGGACGAACAUGAGCGGCGAAUAA
This is a messenger RNA of Wyeomyia smithii (pitcher-plant mosquito), 1785 nucleotides long. RefSeq lists its product as uncharacterized. The record is from RefSeq and is a predicted model, not a curated record. The coding region runs from base 1 to 1785 and encodes 594 amino acids. Gene Ontology annotation, molecular function: nucleic acid binding. Gene Ontology annotation, biological process: DNA integration. The transcript has a single exon. NCBI's taxonomy places the organism in Eukaryota, Metazoa, Arthropoda, Insecta, Diptera, Culicidae.